Messenger RNA from Panicum virgatum (switchgrass), 2952 nucleotides. RefSeq lists its product as uncharacterized. The transcript has 5 exons. Lineage: Eukaryota; Viridiplantae; Streptophyta; Magnoliopsida; Poales; Poaceae. The coding region runs from base 238 to 2952 and encodes 904 amino acids. The record is from RefSeq and is a predicted model, not a curated record. Gene Ontology annotation, molecular function: nucleic acid binding; zinc ion binding.
CACAGAGCGCUCGGGGCCUGGCGCCUGGAUCCGCGCCGCACAGGGCGCUCGGGGCCGGCGCCCGGACCUGCGCCGCUGGCGGCCGGCACACGGAGCCGCACGGGCCCCUUGCGGUCGGCGCCCGGCCACGUCGCCGCACGCCCGCAUGGGGCGCUCGGGGCUGCCGCCCAGUGGCUCUCGGGGCUGCGGCGAGUGGGACAAGGGGUGGAGAAGUGUUGCUGAUUUUCCCCGAUUCAAAUGGAGCCUCCACGAUUCUUGAGCGAGAUUUUUCCCGAGGAUCACACCGAUCUUUUAUGGGUUCCCGAUGGGAUGGAUCCCAAUUCGUCCUACAGGCUGGCUGCCCGAGUAGGUGCUUAUGUGAAAUUUAAUGAUGAUGAUGGUCGUGAAUAUUGUGAAGCAUGUAACAUUCCUAAGGUUUUAGACAGGGAUAGUACAAAUUGGAAUGAUUUGCUGCUUGACAUUAGUGCAGAAAUUAAACUUGGCUCUAAACAUAAAUUACGUGUCACAUUUUGGGAUAAAAUGAGUUGUACUUAUGAAGAGAUCACUUCUGAUCAGAAAUUGCUUCAUGCAAUUGACAUGUAUUGGGAGUCAAGGAGGCUAUCUGUACAAGUCCGUGUUCUGAGAAAGGAUGAUUUAGAAGUCAUGCAUGAUGUUGGAUGGUUGGAGAGCAUGCCUUGUGUGUUGCAAGGAAGCACUGAUAUCCCAGCUAACCAAAUUAUUGCACAACCCCCACUUGAAAUAGCCUCAUCCCUUGUAGAGCCUUCUAUCCAUAACAACAAUGAAGUGCCAUGGGUGGAUGAUGAGGUAGAGUAUGUUGGUCUGGAUGAUGAGGACCCAGUUUCUGAUUCAUCCGACUCUGAACUAGAUGAUGAUGGUCUGAAUAGGGAGUAUGUUGGCUUGGAGGAUGAAUUAGUUGUGGAUGAUGCAUGGGGCUGUGAGAAUAUUGUCCAUGCAACUGACUUAGAGAAUCCAAGAAUAGAAGUUGGUAUAACUUUUGGGGAUGGCGAUACUUUUAAGAAAGCUAUAAGACAAUAUGCAAUAAAAGGUGAAUAUGAAAUUGCAGCUCCCUAUUCUGAGGCAACACGGUAUAGAGCCUAUUGCAAGGCUAAAGGGUGCAAGUGGCGGAUACAUGCGUCACGAUUGCAGGACGAGAGGACUUGGAAGAUAAAGAAGAUGCCUCAUGCUCACACUUGUCAAAGUACAGGAAAAGUUGAGAAGAACUGCAUGGCAACAAACCAUUGGGUCAAGGAUAGAGUUCGUGAUUGGCUUGCCAAAGAUGCUACAAUUGGGGCAAAAGCAUUGCAGAAAAGGCUAGAGGAGCAAUAUCACCUGCAGUUGUCAUAUUGGGUAGUGUGGGAUGGAAGAAAAAUGGCUUUGGAACAGCUGAAAGGGAAGUGGGAUGAUAGUUUUGAACAUGUUUGGAGUUUCAAGGCUGAGGUGGAGAAGACCAAUCCCGGCAGUUUGGUGGACAUUGAGUAUGAGCAAGUUGGGAAGAAAAUGAGAUUUACUAGAAUGUUUGUUGCAUUGAAAUCUUGUGUGGAUGGUUUUCUGGAUGGUUGCAGACCUUUUCUUGGUGUGGACUCCACCCAUUUGACUGGAAAAUGGAAGGGUCAACUUGCAUCUGCGACUGCUAUUGAUGGGAAUAAUUGGAUGUUCCCUGUCUGUUACGGCGUGUUUGGGUCAGAGACAACUGAAAAUUGGUCUUGGUUUUUCAGCAGACUUCAUCAAGCAAUUGGGUCACCUCCGGGAUUAGUGAUUUCAACAGAUGCUGGCAAAGGAAUUGAUUCUGCUGUUACUCAAGUGUUCAACAAUGGGGUUGAGCAUAGGGAGUGCAUGAGGCAUUUAGUUGCAAAUUUUCAGAAAAGAUUUCGAGGUGAGGUAUUUGAGAAGCACUUGUGGCCAGCAUGUAGAUCUUUUCAAAAGCACAGGUUUGAAGAGCACUACAAUCUGAUGUAUGAAGCAUGUCCUCAAGCCAUGAAAUGGAUACAUGAGAACCAUAAGCACCUUUGGACAAGGCACUUGUUUUCUGAAGCAAGCAAGUGUGACUAUGUAACAAAUAACAUUGCUGAAACAUUCAAUAGCUGGAUUAGGAAUGAAAAAUCAUUGAAUGUUGUUGAUCUCAUGGAUAGGAUAAGACAGCUAUGCAUGGAGAAAAUGUUCUUGAGAAGAAAAAUUGCUAGAAAGCUUGAAGGCAAGAUAUUACCUAAUGUCAUGAAGGACCUUAAUGCAAGGAGCAGGGGGCUGAAAUAUAUAUGGAGGUAUUCACACAAAGAUGGUGGUUCAAAUGCUGAAAUGUUAGGUGAAGUUGAAGGUGUCACUAGAGAUCUAGUUCAUUGGAGGCAUACUGUUGAUCUUCAAGAGCGAACAUGCACCUGUAGACGUUGGCAAGUUACUGGUCUACCAUGUACACAUGCCCUAUGCAUUAUUACCUCAAUUCGGGGUUAUAACAUAGAAGAUUAUGUUCAUGAUUACUACUCUGUGGCAAAGUUCAAGAAAGCCUAUGGAAAGUCUGUGAAGCCAAUGACAGAUAGGAACCAAUGGCCUCAAGUGGAUCUCGGGUUCAAGUUGUGGCCUCCAAUUCUAAAACGGGCAGCUGGCAGGCCAAGAAAGAGAAGGUUCAAAUCAGCUGCAGAAGGGGGCACUAAAAAAACCACAAAAUGUAGUAGGUGCAACCAGCUUGGACAUAUGGCAAAAACUUGCAAUGAAUAUGUUUAUGAUUCUGAUGCACCACCACCUGCCCCUCCAAAGCCAAAGAGAAAGAGAGGCAAGAAAAAUGUGACAGUAGUUCCAUCUAGUGCUUCUACACCACCUAGAGCCAUCACUAAUGCUUCUACAACGAGCCCUCAUGUCAAGGAGAUUGAUGGAAUUAGAACCAUCUACACCAACAAGGGCCAUCACUCCUGUUUCUUCUCCAAGUCCUAUGACAAGGGGCCGCAAGAGGAUGCUAUUUGA